This is a messenger RNA of Brassica oleracea var. oleracea, 1750 nucleotides long. RefSeq names its product protein disulfide isomerase-like 1-1. Gene Ontology annotation, cellular component: endoplasmic reticulum. NCBI's taxonomy places the organism in Eukaryota, Viridiplantae, Streptophyta, Magnoliopsida, Brassicales, Brassicaceae. Gene Ontology annotation, biological process: protein folding; response to endoplasmic reticulum stress. The transcript has 9 exons. Bases 26 to 1540 code for a protein of 504 amino acids. Gene Ontology annotation, molecular function: protein disulfide isomerase activity. The record is from RefSeq and is a predicted model, not a curated record.
CCAACAGAGCUCACAGAGAUCAAUAAUGGCGGUGAGAAGGGGAUACGCGCUGUUCUCGAUCCUUGUGUUGUUGUCGCUGCUCGCUUCCUCAGGCUCAGUAAGAAGCGAAGGGAGGGAGACGAAGGAGUUCGUGUUGACCUUGGAUCACUCCAACUUCACCGAUAGCAUCAACAAGCACGAUUUCAUCGUCGUCGAGUUCUACGCCCCUUGGUGUGGACACUGCAAGCAGCUAGCUCCUGAGUACGAGAAGGCUGCGUCGGAGCUGAGCAGUAACGUCCCUCCCGUGGUUCUUGCCAAGAUUGAUGCAAGUGAGGAGACUAACAAAGAGUUUGCUACCAAGUACGAGGUUCAGGGUUUUCCUACCAUCAAGAUCUUCAGAAACGGAGGCAAAGCUGUUCAGGAAUACAAAGGACCUCGUGAAGCGGACGGCAUUGUUUCUUACUUGAAGAAGCAAAGCGGCCCCGCUUCUUUUGAGAUCAAGUCGCCUGAUGAUGCUACUGAGGUUGUUGGUGACAAGAAGGUUGUUGUGGUUGGAGUUUUCCCUAAAUUGGCUGGCCCUGAGUUUGAUUCUUUCUUAGCCACUGCUGAGAAACUGCGCUCUGACUAUGAUUUUGCACACACCUCUGAUGCUAAGCUUCUUCCUCGUGGAGAGUCUGUGACAGGACCUGUGGUCAGGCUAUUCAAACCCUUCGAUGAACUGUUUGUUGAUUCCAAGGAUUUUGAUGGAGAAGCUUUGGAGAAGUUUGUCAAAGAAUCAAGCAUUCCCCUUAUCACCGUCUUUGACAAGGAUCCAAACAACCACCCUUAUGUUAUCAAAUUCUUUGACAGCCCUAACACUAAGGCGAUGUUUUUCAUUAACUUCACCGAAGAAUCAGCUGAGACUCUUAAAUCAAAGUACCGUGAAGUUGCUACAUCCAACAAGGGACAGGGUCUUAGCUUCCUUCUCGGUGAUGCUGAGAACAGCCAAGGCGCAUUCCAGUACUUUGGACUCGAAGAGAGCCAAGUUCCUCUCAUCAUCAUCCAAACUGCUGACGACAAGAAGUACCUGAAAACAAAUGUGGAGGUUGACCAGAUUGGAUCAUGGAUCAAGGACUUCAAGGAUGGAAAAGUGCCCCCUCACAAAAAAUCUCAACCUAUCCCAACCGAAAACAACGAGCCAGUGAAGGUUGUUGUUGGUGAGAGCCUUGACGACAUGGUCUUCAACUCUGGAAAGAACGUGUUGCUUGAAUUCUAUGCACCAUGGUGUGGACACUGCCAAAAGCUUGUUCCAAUCUUGGACGAAGUCGCUGUGUCGUACCAAAACGAUCCAAGUGUUGUCAUAGCUAAGCUAGAUGCAACUGCAAACGACUUCCCACGUGAUACCUUCGAUGUGAAGGGAUUCCCGACCAUUUACUUCAGAUCAGCGAGCGGAAACGUUGUGCUGUACGAAGGAGACAGGACAAAGGAAGACUUCAUAAGCUUCAUCGACAAGAACAAGGACACAGCUGGAGAGACUAAGGCGGAGGAAAAGACAACAGAGGCUGCCAAGGACGAGCUCUGAAAAGGGGAAGCGUGUUCCGUCUCCUAGCCGCUAGCCUAGUUUGUCUAGUUUUGAGGAAAAUAGACAGAAGACCACACUUCUUAGCGAAUGUUUCUUUGUCUAUUAGUUUUUUUUUUAUAUGCAAAAUCUUCUGAACAAUAACCGAAUAACGCCUGCCUCUUUUCUUGUUUUUUGGUUAAUUGUUCGUUUUUGAACUCUGUUCUCUUUUUA